This is a messenger RNA of Pocillopora meandrina, 2332 nucleotides long. Lineage: Eukaryota; Metazoa; Cnidaria; Anthozoa; Scleractinia; Pocilloporidae. The record is from the annotation of a GenBank genome assembly.
AAUGUGCCAAAUAAGCUGCUGGCCAAGUGGAACGCAGACUAUAAAGAAGAACAGGUUUGAAACAAAAUGGCGGCGAAUUCACGCAAAAAGGGAGCAAAGGAUUCCAAACAUUCGCUUCAGGAGGCAUUAGAUGAAUGCCACGAUCUUCUGCAGAAGAUGAAGAAGCCUAAGAGGAAAUCGCACUUCAAUUUUUUCAGGGAUCCUUUGACGGGGAGACGUAAAAGUCACUACCCAUACAAGCCACGUUUUCAAGAUGAGCAUGUUCCAUGCACCAGCUCAAAUGAUGGUAAAAAAUGUGGUUAUUUAUCUUAUAAACCCCUUUGUCUUUGUCAAGUUAGAGUUGUAUAAACCAUUUUUUAACGUAUUCUAUUCCAAAAUAUUGAAACUUACUCUUUGGAGAGUAAUGACUAACGCUACCAUUAUUAUUUUACCCAAACAAGAUAUCGAUCAGAGUUUAUUAGGAGAAGUAGAUGAUGUAGGACAUGAGAUGCCAUCAACAUCCAGUGUCGAGGGUAAGUUUUGUACAUCGCAAAGUUGUUUUUAAUCCAAACACCUACAGAAUUUGUCUGGCAUUUUAUCAAUCAUAUUAAACAGAGUUUAAGCUAAUAGUUGAAAAUACAUGAUCUUGCCAUGUGUUGUAAUGAAUGUCAGACAACUCGCCCCCAGGACAAUUAGCCCCAGACGAUUAGCCCCCAGUCUUUGGACAAUUAGCUCCCAGUCCCUGGACGAUUAGCCCCCAGUCUUUUUAUGUAAAGGAGAAGUUACGUUCAUCUGUUGGUCAUUGACUUUUAUGAGUUUGUGGCUCUUAAAGGAGCCCCUUUUUUUGUGAAUGUCUAUCUUUAUUAAGCUUUACUCAAUUUAAAUUACAUGGGUUGUACGAGGUGAGCACAGGCCUCCAGAAGCUCCUUAGGCCGUCUUCGUAUUGACUCCAGAGGUCAAAGAGUCUUCUCUGCAUGGUCCGGUAGCUUGACCGCUGAUGUCUCUUCAGCUUUUUGUCUGAAACCAGACAAAUCUGCAUGCUGACCAGUGUAGCUUCCCGGUGAAGUACCUGGAUCAGGAUUUACAGGGGCAGCUGUGAUCGUCCUUUGGCGCGCCGGUUCAGUCAUUGUGCCAACCCUCUAAGUCGUUAUUUGUUCUUACUGCUUCUAGGAACACGCUCCAGUUCUGUGACGGGAAGGUCUGACUGAUUAUCCAGUUUUCAUCUAUGUAACUGCAGAAAUCCUGUUGCUUGCUGCUGGAGUCGACGGAAUCUGCGUUCGACGGAAUCUGCGUUCGAUCUUGUCAGACAUUGCGCGUGGGUUUGAAAUAAACAACAAUGAAUAAAUUUUGCACCUUGCGCAUGGGUGUGAAAUAAGCAAACAACAAUGAGUAAACGUUUGCACAUUGCGCGUGGGUUUUCAAUAAACAAAUAAAUAAAAAUUAAUAAAAGUUCUCACAAUUCGCGUGGCGAGUUUGAAAUAAACACCGAUUGACAUUAACAAGUAGUCGUCAAUAAGUUAAAGUUUCGAAGUUUUGUCCCUGGUUUCUUUCCUUUCCUAUUUAAACAACAUGACGGAGAAACAUUCGUAAAGUAUGUAAACAGAAAGAACACAAUUCAUUUUUGUAGAAUAUAUAAACAGAAAGAACACAGUUCACUUUAUAAUUCGAUACGCACGGCAGAGAAACGUUCAUAACAAGCAAACAACAAGACAGCAAGAACGUAGUUUACUUUAUAAUUUAACACGCAUGGCAGAGAAAUGUUCGUAAAAAGCAAAUAACAAGAACAUUGUUUAUUUCAUAAUACAUGAUAGGGAAACGUUCGUAAAAAGUAAAGGGCAAGAACAUAGUUUAUUUCAAGGUUGGUGGGUUGGGGGCUAAUAGUCCAGAGACUGGGGGCUAAUCGUCCAAAUACUGGGGGCUAAUCGUCUGGGGCUAAUUGUCCAGGGGGCGAGUUGUCCGGAUACCGUUGUAAUUCCUUUUUGAAAUUCUUAUUUAAAAUUACUUAGUUAAUCCUCUCCCCAUGUGCAAUGCUAGAUUGUUAUAGUUAGUGUACUGUUCUAGUAUUAUGAUUGUUAGAAAUAAAGUUGGUGUAAUCAAUUGGCCCAUUUUUUCCAAAAUGAUUUAGUACAUGGAAAUAAAUGGCAAUUUAUUUUGCAAGUAAUUUUGCUUCAUAAACUCUAAAACUCAUAAACUCUAGUAGCUAAAAAUUAUUUUUUGUUUAAUAGAAGAUGACCUUGAAACUGCUAUAGCAAGAUGUGAGGAGGUCCUUGCCACUUUUCCAAGUACCUCAAGAAAUUGGGAGACACGGAUGACUAGUUUGACUUCCAGCUGGGACAGUGCCAGGAAGCAAUUA